UAAAAUAAAAAAUAGCCCCAAAUAUUUUGAAAAAUUGUGAGCAUCAUCCCUUCACAUCGCUAGGCAAAUCUGCAAGGAAGACAUUGAUCGCGUUUCAUUGGCUUCUAUGCUCGGAAUUCAGCUUUUGCGUCUGAAUUAGGCUGCGUGUUGUUCCCGAUUGUUUGUUUUUCAAUCGUUAGCAGCUGAGCGUGCUUGAACAAGUUAAUUGGUUGGUUUUGUGAUUUUGACGCUUGGGGACCGCAAUGGAAUUUGAUCUCUGCGAUAGCAGUGGAACAGAUGAUGGUCUUCCUCCUUCCCAUCAAUGUCUAAAUAGAUUUCAAUGACCAGAUCAUGCCACUGGAACUGGAAACGGAAGAUCUGCAAUUGUAGGCCUUGGUCCAUAUCCUCGGAUGCAGAACGACAUGGAAACACAAAUCCAUAACAUUGAGCAAGAAGCAUACACCUCUGUCCUGCGGGCUUUUAAAGCUCAAUCUGAUGCAAUCACUUGGGAAAAAGAAAGUUUAAUUACAGAGCUUAGGAAGGAGCUAAGAGUAUCAGAUGAAGAACACAGAGAACUUCUAUCAAGAGUCAAUGCUGAUGACAUCAUCCACAACAUAAGGGAGUGGAGAAAGGGAAAUGGGCUCCAAUCUGGAGCAGUAAAUACUGCUCAACAAGUUCAUGAUCACAAUACCAGCCCUACCAUUUUGGCAUCUCGUAAGAAACAAAAGAAAUCACAAUCUGUGGCUUCAUUAUCCUUGGGUGCACCAUCUCCUGCGGUUCAUCCAUCUAUGCAACCAUCAUCAUCCGCAUUGAAGCAUGGACCUCCAUCAGGAACUAAGACCAAAAAGCAAAAAUCAUUCCCUUCUACAGGACUUACAAGCCAAAGCCAGGUCACUAAUCAGGGGGGUUCUUCAGGUGCCUUUGCAACAAAAGGACCUGCUGAAGCAGCUUCUUAUGAUCCCUGGAUUGGAAGGAAAGUUUGGACAAGGUGGCCUGAAGACAACCACUUCUAUGAAGCUGUUAUAACGGAUUAUAAUGCUGCUGAGGGACUACAUGCUUUGGUUUAUGAUAUGAAUUCAGCAAAUGAAACAUGGGAGUGGGUUAAUCUUAAAGAGAUAUCUCCAGAAGAUAUUCUUUGGGAGGGUGAAGAUCCUGGAAUAUCCCAUAAAGGAUGCCAGCCCGGUCCAGGUAGAGGAUUGAAGAAGUCUAUGCCUCACGGUGGUGCAGUUACUGGUGCUGGAAGAGGUAGGGGAAUAAUGAAGGUGCAGCCUAAGAAAGAUUUCACUUUGUCACAAAAAGGGGGCAGGAAGAAGGCUACAAAUGAUAUUGAGAUACUCCAUACAGAUACCCUUAUCAAGGAGGUUGAAAAGGUUUUUACUGCAAGCCAUCCUGAUCCCAUGGAAAUUGAGAAAGCAAAGAAAAUGCUAAAAGAACAUGAACAGGCUCUUGUCAAUGCAAUUGCCAGGCUCGGAGAUGUGUCUGAGGGUGAAAGUGAUGGAGAACCUCCGUUUUCGCAAGGGCUGUCAAUGGAUUCGGGUGGUGUUGGAGUACCAGAUGGUUCAAAUGGUGAUAAAUUACAAAGAGAAACUAGUGCUCCAUCUGAGUAUCCGCAUGAAGUUGGCAACAACGCAUGACUAAUGUAAUAUGCUAUUAUUAUUGUAUAAUUGUAGUUUCUUUUUGUAUCUAUUAAGUUGUGCAGCGGGUAGCUUCAAUCUAGAGAGACAACCGAUAUGUUACUUGUAAAUUAUAAAUUACUAAAAACAUGGUUCUUAUGCUUGUAA
This is a messenger RNA of Glycine soja, 1760 nucleotides long. Its product is annotated as protein EMSY-LIKE 3-like. Gene Ontology annotation, cellular component: nucleus. The transcript has 10 exons. The record is from RefSeq and is a predicted model, not a curated record. NCBI's taxonomy places the organism in Eukaryota, Viridiplantae, Streptophyta, Magnoliopsida, Fabales, Fabaceae. The coding region runs from base 390 to 1613 and encodes 407 amino acids. Gene Ontology annotation, biological process: defense response to fungus.